AUGGAUAAUUAAGAAGAGGUCAUCCUCAAAUGUUAUAAGGAUUCCGAAGAAAGAACAUUUAAAUUAAUUAAAUAUAUAGGAGCUGGAAGUGAAGGAUUUGUGUCACUUUAUAAACCAAUAAAUUGGUGCUUUGAGGUUGAUGAAGUCGCCAUCAAAUCGUAGUCGACAAAUAUAAAAAGUUCUGCCAUAGAUUUUUACAAGAAACUAAUGGAACAACAACUUAAAAUAGAAAAAAGUUCGGAUGAAAAAUCACAUAUUAUCAAAAUUUAUGAACUAUGUCAAAAUACAAAUGAAAAAGGUGAAUUAAGUGAAUUUUUAGUAAUAAUGGAAAAAGGAGGAGAUGACUUAUAUAAAUAUUAAAAACAUAAUAAACAAUUAACCUUUUAAUAGAAAGUGUAAAUAUGCCUAUAAUUAGCUUAAGGCCUUAAAUAAUUGCAUCAGCUUGACUAUAUUCACAGAGAUAUAAAACCUGAGAAUUUUGUUCUAGCGAAAGAUGGAUUUAAGUUAAUUGAUUUUGGGUUGACAAAAUCUAUCAAUCAAGAAUAUAUGUCGAUGAAUGUUGGAUCAAGAUUAUUCUAGGCUCCAGAAGUCUUAGUUGGAGACGGUAAUUAUACUUCUUCAAUUGAUAUCUGGUCAUUGGGUUGUACAUUCUAUGAAGUUUUUUCUGAUGAUAUAUUAAUAAAAGCUUAAAAUUAUAUGGACGCGUUUCUAAUAAUUCGUAAUCACACUGAAAAUUAGAAAUACCUUUAUGGUAAAAUUGAAGCAUUACAAAUUUAAUAAGAAUGGAAAGAUUUAAUUAAAGAUAUGUUACAUCCUGAACCAAAUAAGAGAAUUACUUCUGAGAACCUUGUCCUAAAAAUUCAAUCCUUAUUAAAUAAAUAAAACAAUCAAUUCUAACCGACAGUAUAGAACAUGGAUCGUUUCUGCACUCCUCAAAAUGGCAUGGUCAAUCCUCAAACAAAUAAUUGCAUCCCAUAAAAGAAAGUGUUUCAGACAAUAAAUGCAUAGACUACUACGCAAAAUGAAAUACCUCAAUUUAAUCGCAUUUAAACUCCUAAUCAAAAUAUAAUAAACAAUCUUAAUGGAAAUUAAUUUCAUAUAUAACCUAAUUUUAUUAGUCCUAGUGGUUCUAAUGUUCCAAAAGUACUACAAACUUGUAAUCCUUAAAUUACAACUCCAACAAAUAAUAACAAUUACAUCUAGAAAUUUGAUUAAAAUGCAUUUGCCAAUAAUAAAUAAAAUGAAAUGUAUGAAAUUUUGAAUUAGAGAAUUCAGAAACUUGAGAGUGAACUAUAAAAUGUGAAGUAAGAAAUGGUAGAUUUAAAAAAAGAAGUAACAGUAUUGAAGGAUGAAAAAGGGUAACUAUUAGAUCAGAAUACUAAGAUGAAAGCUUAAUUAAAUAAAUAUGUAAAACAGCAAUAAACUUCUCUUAUAGAAUUUUAACCAUUCUUAAUUUAAACUCAAUAACCAUGA
Paramecium tetraurelia is the source of this 1473-nucleotide messenger RNA. RefSeq lists its product as uncharacterized. The transcript is spliced from 3 exons. Gene Ontology annotation, cellular component: nucleus; cytoplasm. Gene Ontology annotation, molecular function: protein serine/threonine kinase activity; ATP binding. Gene Ontology annotation, biological process: mitotic DNA damage checkpoint signaling; protein phosphorylation. The record is from RefSeq and is a predicted model, not a curated record. Lineage: Eukaryota; Ciliophora; Oligohymenophorea; Peniculida; Parameciidae.